AUGAGCUACACGGAGCGCUACACCUCCUCCUCCUACCGGAGGAUUUUCGGAGACUCGCCCCGGUUCCCCGUCGCCUCCUCCCGCAUGAGCAGCGCGUCUCUCCGGGGCGCCCCGGGGCUCCGGUCCCCGGCGGCGGCGGCGGCGGCGUCCCGCAGCAGCGCCUCCUCCGUCAGCCUCUACAGACGCACCGGACGCGCCUCCUCCUUCUCUCCGGUACCGGCAGGCUCCCUGGACCUGACGCAGACCUCCGUGGUCAACAAUGAGCUGAAAGUCAUCAGGACCAACGAGAAGGAGCAGCUGCAGGGUCUGAACGACCGAUUCGCCAUGUUCAUCGAUAAAGUCAGACACCUGGAGCAGCAGAACAAGGUGCUGGAGACGGAGCUGGUGGGUCUGCGGCAGAAGCAGAGCGAGCCGUCCCGGGUGGCCGGUCUGUACCAGCAGGAGAUGAGGGACCUGCGCUCCCAGCUGGAGGAUCUGAGCCGGGACAAGAACCGCAUCCUCAUCGAGAGGAACAACAUGGAGGAGGAGCUGGAGAAACUCAACGUGAAGUUUGAGGAGGAAGUGAGGGCGCGGGAGGAGGCCGAGCAGACCCUGAGGUCUUUCAGGAAGGAUGUCGACGACGCCGCGGCCGUCCGCCUGGACCUGGAGCGCCGGGUGGAGUCGCUGAUGGACGAGAUCUCCUUCCUCAAGAAGGUGCACGAAGAGGAAAUUCAGGAGCUGAGCAGCCUGAUGGAGGCGCAGCAGGUCUCGGUGGAGCUGGAGCUCGCCAAGCCCGACCUGACCUCGGCCCUGAAGGAGAUCCGCAACCAGUACGAGUCCAUCGCCUCCAAGAACCUGCAGUCGGCCGAGGAGUGGUACAAGGGCAAGUUCGCCAGCCUGACCGAGCAGGCCACCAGGAGCAACGAGGCCAUGAGGGCCAGCAGGGAGGAGAUGAGCGAGUUCCGGAGGCAGCUGCAGUCCAAGACCAUCGAGAUCGAGACCCUGAGGGGCGCCAACGAGUCUCUGGAGAGGCAGAUCACGGAGAUGGAGGACACGCACAACGCCGAGAUCACAGCCAUGCAGGACACGAUCGGGCACCUGGACUCGGAGCUGAGGAACCUGAAGGGAGAGAUGGCCCAGCACCUGAGAGAGUACCAGGACCUGCUCAACGUCAAGAUGGCCUUGGACAUAGAGAUAGCUGCUUACAGGAAACUGCUGGAGGGGGAGGAGACCCACUUCAACUCGGGGGUGUCGUUCGGCGCUGCCAGCUACAGCUACCAGCCCCGGGCCUCGGCCGGCGCGUCCCGGGGCAGCCAGAGGGAGAAGGACGGAGCCCGGAAGGAGAGCUUCAAAGAGGUGGGCGAGGACAAAGACGAGGCCGACAUCAACUCCAACUGACGGCGG
Molecule: messenger RNA, 1383 nt
Organism: Salarias fasciatus (jewelled blenny)
Lineage: Eukaryota; Metazoa; Chordata; Actinopteri; Blenniiformes; Blenniidae
Product: alpha-internexin-like
Exons: 5
Coding region: 1-1377 (458 amino acids)
Biological process (GO): intermediate filament organization
Cellular component (GO): cytoplasm; intermediate filament; postsynaptic intermediate filament cytoskeleton
Molecular function (GO): structural constituent of postsynaptic intermediate filament cytoskeleton
Source: RefSeq, a predicted model, not a curated record